Messenger RNA from Chlamydomonas reinhardtii, 8998 nucleotides. RefSeq lists its product as uncharacterized. The transcript is spliced from 6 exons. The record is from RefSeq and is a predicted model, not a curated record. The coding region runs from base 82 to 7440 and encodes 2452 amino acids. NCBI's taxonomy places the organism in Eukaryota, Viridiplantae, Chlorophyta, Chlorophyceae, Chlamydomonadales, Chlamydomonadaceae.
GCAAUCUUGCUCUGCAGGUCGGCCCCGCGCCUGAGGCUGCAGCCGCCAUAGCUAAACAUACAGCUAAGGCAGCCGACCACAAUGUGGGCACGUUUGAGCAGCGCUCUUGACGAGAAGCUCAAGCGCAAGAGCAAGAGCAAGACCCGCGCGGCGAGCAGCAACAACUCGAGGAGCGGCAGCAGCUCUUGCUCUUUCGAGGCGCCCAGUGACGGCUCCACACACAAGCAGCAACAUCAGCAACCUCAGCAGCAGCAACAGCAGCAGCAGCAGCAGCAACCUCAGCAGCCGCAAGUUUUGCAGCAACGGAUCCGGCAGCAGCUGGCACGAGCCGAUGGGCCGGCUCUGGCGACGCAGCAGCAGCAGCAGCAACCGCAGGCGUUUGCAAUCGCGUCUCCGGGACCGGAAUCCGGGCGCGUGCUAGCACUCCGAGACGCCUGCCUCGGCAACAGCAGCACCCGUGGAAAUAGCAGCAGUAACAGCAGCCCGUGCCAUCAUGGAAGCAGCAGUGCCCGCAAUAUGCUCGGCGCUGCGCCGGUGGCGCCCUCCGAUGCCCUGCUAGUAACAAUGCCGUGCGGCGCUUCACCGCACGGCAAGGCCGCGCCGCCGCUCUGUACCACCGGCGGCGCGGGCAGCAGCAUCAGCACAUUUUUGGAUGGUGUGGACGACCCACACGAUAAGAACGACUGUGUUGGCGCCGCCGGCGCCGUCGACCCUGCCGACGACCGCCCGCCCAGCCCGUCCUCGACCCUGGCAGCCUUCCGCACCGGCCGGCUGCGCCGCCGCGGCCGCGCCGUGACCGCCGCCGCAGACGUGGCUGCCGCCGCCGCCGGCGCCACUGGGCUCCUUAGUGAGGAGCACGGCCCGCCGCCGCCACCUGCCCUUGGGGCUGUAGCGGCUGUAGCGGCGGCAGCGGGCCGCACCUCAACUGAGAAGCAGCAGCGGCAGGAGCAGGAGCAGGAGCAGCGGUCGGUGGCAACAGCAGCAGCACUGGGAUCGGCUGCUGCCGACGCGCAGGGCCGCUGCCGUCACGGCGGCAGUGCCAACGGCACCUCGUCUGGCAGUAGCAGCGGCUGCUGCGGCCCCGCCGGCAGUAGCAGCUGCAGCACCACAGCCGGCAUGCUCUGCUCUUCUUCCGCCAUCGGCAGUGCCGGCGGCUUGGAGGGGUUCAGCAGCGGUGGCAGCGCCGCCGCCGCCGCGGCGGCCGCCUUCGGCCUCAUUGGCGGCGCCGCCGCCGCUAGCCGUGACUUCCGCCGCGCCGCCAUGAGCUUAGUCAGCGAUACGGCGUACGACACAUCCGUGGACUCCAGUACGGCAAGUAUGGGGCUGCUGAUGGGGAACCACCGCUGCUACCCCGAGGCGGCGGGACUGCUGGGUACGGUCGGCAGCGCCGGCGCCGCCGCGGCGGCGGCUGCUGCGGCGGCGGCCGCGACUGCCACGGCAGCUGCUGCAGCUGCAGCACCGGCGGCCACUGCGGCUGUCGCGGCGGCUACGGGCUCCCCUGCCGGCGGGAGAGGACUCGUGCUCGGUUCUGCUGCUGGCGCCGCCGCCGCUGGCAGCCCAACGGGCCGCAGCAAGCCAACUGUCAUUCCAGCGGCAUUCGCAGGUCUCGCCGCCUCCUCUCCUCCUCCCACGACUACGAUUGUCGCGGCGCUGCCGUCCACGGGUACCACCAAGGUAGCAGUUGAUAAUGCUGCCGGCGGCGCCAGCGCAGCGGCCACGGACCCGCCACUGAUACUGCAGCCGCGUGUGCCGUACGUCCCGUCGCCGCCCUCAGAGCCGCAGGCAGUGGCGUCUCCGCCGCUCACGCCCGCAGCGACGCAUCCAGCCGCGGUGGCAGUAGUACCAGUGGCAGUAGCACCAGUGGCAGUAGCACCAGUGGCAGUAGCGCCAAUGCCAGUGGCACCAGUAGCAGGUCCUGCGCCGCAGGUUGUUGUUAGCGGCGGCGUGGGCCGCGGCGGUGGUAGCGCUCCUGGCGGCGGCGGCGGCGGCGCAGACGGCGGCGGCGCAGGCGGCGGCGGCGGCGGGCUGCAGGUCCUGGCGGCGCAACAGGUCCUGUACGCCCGCCCCGUGCCGCCGCCGGUGCGGCCGCCGCCAGCAAGCACGCAGCAGCCUGGACGGGUGCUGCUACAGCCACAGCAGCAGCAGCAGCAGCAGCAGCUGCUGCAGCCGCAGCCGCUACAGUCACAGCAGCAGCUGCUGCAGCUGCAGCCGCAGCCGCCGCAGCCACACCGCCGGACUCCGUCCCUGCUGCGCUACCGCGGCCUGACGUCCGUGCAGGCCGUCAGCGUCAAGGUGCACGCCCCCACCGGCGCGCCCGACCAGUUCGCGCUGCGCCUCUCCGCAGCCGCCGCGCCGCUCCUGUUUCCUGAGGCGGCUGCCACUGCUGCAGCCGCUACGCCUGCAGGGCUGCCGGCGGUGCUGUCGCCCGCUGUCGCUGUUGGCGACGCCGCCACUACCGUCCGCGCCACCAGCGAUGGCUCAGACACCGCCGUCGUCGCGGCUCCUCCGCUGGGACGUCACUCCCCAGCCGCCCUGGCGCCAGGCGGCCCCGUCGCCGCCGUGGGCUCCUCCGACGACCCCUCUUCCGCCUGCUGCACCUCACGCUCCUCCUCCGCCUCGCUCUCCACGUCCUCCACCUUCCCAAAGUCAGGAGCCUCAGAAGACAGAGCCGCGCCGUCGCCGCCGGCUGUAGCCGCUGCAGCGGCUCCGCCGCUGCAGCCGCCGCUGCCGCUGCCACAGCCGGCGGCGGGAGCGGCGGCGGCGGCGGUGGUGGUGCCCCAAGACCUGCUACUGCCGCCGGCCGGGCGCUGGUCCACUGGCGGCAUCGUGGUCGUGGCGGGGUGCGUGCAACUGAUCGCGUGGCUGCGAGGGCUAUCGGAGGCGGCUGUAGCAGCCUCCCUGGCCGGCGGCGGCGCUGCCGCGGCGGGCGGUGGGCUUGUGGGUGGCGGCGGCGGCGCGGUGCUACUGCCGCUCUCUGAGGCCGAGCUGGCGGCUGUAGCGGCCGCCAUGGGCCUGGAGUCCACGUCAGUGGUGGAGAUGUUGCAGCUGCAGCUGCUACAGCCGCCCCGGCCGGGACACCACAUCCCGCUUCAGGAGCACCAGCACCAGCACCAGUUCCAAGGCAUUACCGGCGCGGCUACUAGUGCCGACGUGGUGCCAGCAGUUGCAGCACGACAGGCUGUAGCGGCAGCAUCGCUGCCACCCACCUUCCCGGCGGCGGCGCCGCUUGCCGAUGCGCUGGCGGCGGCGCUGCCGGACGCCGCUUUGACCGGACCCUGGCAGCUGCAGGGAGCUGGAGGCGAGCUCAUAGACCUCGGUGGCGGCGGCGGCAACGGCCGCCGCGGCGGCGGCGGCGACGACGACGCGGCCGCGGCGGCACUGGGGUCGGUGGCCGCGGUGGCACCACCAAAAGCAGCUGCCGAGCCCGCCGAUACCAUGUCUGCAGCUGCAGCCGGCUGUAGCAGGGCUGGCAGUAGCGCCCGCUGGUCCCUUGACCUGGAGUGGACGCCGUGUGUGGCUGUAGCUCCGGAUGCCGAUGCGCCGCCAGCGUACGUGGAACUCGACUUUGCAGUCCUGCCCGCCGGCGGCGAUGGUGGCGGCGGCAGCGGCGGUAGCGGCGGUGGCGGCCCGGAGCCGCUGGCGGCGGCGCCACCCGCCGAAAUGCGGCUGAUGCUUGUCCAGCACGGCCGGCUGCUCGCGGACUUCAAGUGUGUGCUGGCAGCGCCUGCUGGCGGCGGCGGCGGCGGCGGCGACGGCAGCGGCGUGCUGCAGCUGGUCAUCGCGCCUGUUGCGACAACCGGCACGGCGCAUGGCGGCGGCGGCGGGGGCGGACAAGGACGUGCGGCUGAGUCACGCGCUACAGCCGCCACAGCGGCAGUAGCAGCGGCGCCGCCGCCACUGGUGUACGACAUUGCCACGCUGCUGGCGUUACCCGCUGACGUGGCGGCGGAGCUGUCCCAGCUGUCCCAGGUCAUGCGGAUGGACUACUGCGGCAGUAGCAGCUGCAGUGGCGACACUGGCAGUAGCACUGGCGGCGCUGGCGGCGCUGCUGCUACAGCUGUUACUGCUAUUGCCGGCGGCGGCUGGCGGGACCACUACGCACCGCUGGUGUCAGACUUGGCUUUCCUGAUGGAGCGGGCGGAGCUGGCGGAGGCGGCGGCGGCGGCGGCGACACAGCAGGCGGCGGCGGGGGCGGCGGCAGGAGGCACUGCGGCGGCAGUAGCUGCGGCGCUGCCGCCCGACGGCGCGGCGGCGGUGCUGCAGGUGGCCUCUCAGCUGCUAGAGUACCUGAAAGGCCUGUCGCAGGAUCUGCAGGAGCAGUCAGCAGUAGCAGCAGGUGCUGCUGAGGCGGCGGCGGAGGCCGAGGACGCUUCUGACCGCAAUGCUACUGCCAUGGGCGCGGGAGGUGUUGCUGCUACAGCCGCGGCACCAGUCACCGGGGGCAUGCCCCAGACAGCGGCGUUUGUGGCGGCAGUAGCACGCACCGCGCUCCGACCCUACCUGGCAUCUGGGGCGCUUCAGGUCGUGGCGGCGGCGGCUGGUGCCGGUGGCGGGGGCACGGGCGCUGGUGCUGGUGCGGUCGUGGGUGCGGGCGGGGAGGCGGCGCCAGCGGCCGACGGCGGUCCAUCCUUACGUGCAGCUGGCGAGAAGGCGACUGGUGGCGGUGGCGGCAGGCCCGCGGCCGCCGGCGACAGUGGUGGCUGCAGUGGCGGCGGCGGCGGCGGCGGCGGCGGCGGCGGCGGCGGCGGCAGUGGUCGAAGCGGGGCGGCCCUGUGGAGCCCGUUCAUCAAGGACCAGCAUGAAGUCAACAACAAUGAGACGACGACGAUGGUCGGCUGCUCCGACCUGGCCCACAUGCCGCCUGCUGCUGCUUCUGUGCCUGCCUCAGCUUCUGGUUCUGCGUUCGGUGCUGCUGCCGGUACAGCUCCAGAUGAUGAUGCCGCUGGCAGUCUUCAGCCGAGCCAGGUUAGGAGCCCUCAGGCGCGGCCGAUGGGUGCCCUGAGUCGCAGCGACGUCGCCUCCAAGAGCGACGCGCUGCAUGCGCUGCAUCGGGAUCGACUAAUGGGCGCGGCCAUGGCCUGGAUGGGCACUGGCGCCGGCGGCAGUAGCGCCGGCGGCGCGGGCCGCGGCGGCGGCGCCGCCAGCCGCGGCGGCAGCGGCCCCAGCGGCAUUGGCAUGGCUGUAGCAGCGUCGGGCGCGGGCGAGAUGGUGGGCUGGGCGGGCGGCAGUAGCAGCAACCGGGCGCUGCGGCGGUCGCUGGACUGGGCGCUCGGCGGGCGAGGGGGUGGCGGCGCCGCGGCAGGCGCCUUGCUCCCGGACGGAGCAGCAGGCGGCGCCGGCGGCAACGGCGCCCAACAGGAUUUCCAUGCUGCUGCUACAGCCGGCAACUUUUUUCGCGCGUCAGCAGGAACUUCACCACGCGACGCGAGCGCAUUGUCCACCGCUACAGCCGCUACUGCCGUCUCGGCCUUCCUGGGCCUUGACCCGGGAGGCUUCGUGGACGACGGCGACGACGCGGGCGCGCCGCAUCAGCACCUGCCCGUGUUCCGCUCCCAGCCCCACGAGCACCUGCAAGACUUCAGCCCCCCGCCAUCCCCACACCACCUCCAGCACCACCACCACCACCACCAGCAGCAGCAGCCGUUCACGGCUACGGGUGCCACUGCUGCUACAGCCGCAGCUGCUGCGACAGCCGCUACAGCUGCCGGCGCCUGCUCCUCCUCUUCUCCGCUGCUGCCGGGAUGCUGGCCCGCCACGCCUUUGCCUAGUGGCGACCUGCACGCCACCCGUGCUGACAGCAGCGGUCUGCUACUGCCGCCCACGCUGCUCGCUGCGCUACUGCCUCCACUGCUGCCCUCGGCAGCGCCACCCGCGGGGCAGCCGCCAGCAGCUGUGUUGCUGGCAGCGGGCGCCGCAAUGCCUAAUGAGGCUGCAGCGGCAGCUGUAGCGGCAGUAGAAGAGGCAGCGGCAGUAGCAGCUUCCAAGGAGGCAGGUGAUGACAUCGCUGGAGAGGCCAUGGCUGCUUCUGCCGGGCGGCUGGGCGGCAGCAUCAGCAGCGCCAGCGCCGUAGGCGCUGGCAGUAGCACGAUGGCCGGCGGCAUUAGCAGCGGCAUUGGCCGCAUUAUCAACAGUCACCUGAUGGGCGCGCGGGCGCUGCUGGCGGCUUGCUUCCGGGGCUUCCCGGAUGCGCAGCUGGAGGCUGAGUACGGCAGGUACCAUGCCCGCGCCGCCGCCGCCAGUGAUGGCUGGACGCUGCUCAACCACACAGCCCUGGUGGUGCUGAUGGGCUGUAGGCUGCUGGCGGCGGCAGUAGCAGCCGCGGCCCGGGGCGGCGCAGCCACCACUGCUACAGCCGCCGCAGUAGCCGCUGCAGCCGCUGCAAGGGAAGGGGGCACGGGCGUGUCAGGGGACGCAGGAGGCGACGCCGCCGGCGCCAUGCUGCCUUCCGCCGCCGCCGCCGCCGCCACUGCGGUCGCCAGCCGUCCGCCGCCAUUCCUGCUGCCCAACCGAACGCUCUGGCUGGUGCAAGGCGUGGUGCGGCUGACCGGCGCGGCGGCGGCGCGGCUGGCGGGCCCGGUGCGGCGCGAGGCGGCGCUGCUGGCGGCGUGGGCGCUGGAGACGACGACGCUGGCUGUGGUGCUGCUGGGCGAGGGCUGCGUGAUGGAUGAAGGCGGCGGCGCCACCUCUGCCGGAGCCGCCGGCGUGCUGCUUCCGGCACUUGCGUCGGCAGAUGAGGCGGCCAGCGGCGGCAGCGGUGCCAGUUGUCUGGCCGGAAACGGCAUGGCUGCGGCUGCGGCGGCGGCGGAAGCGAGCUGUUGGUGGUGCUGUGAUGACACGCAGCUGUCUCCCAAUGUGUCCUGCAGCGGAUGGGCUGGUACUGCCGCUUCGACUGCUGCUGCUACUGCCGCACCUGUUGGCGCCUACGCCGCCGCUGCCGCCUGCUGGUUGCCCUCCGCGUGCUGCUUCUUGUACUGCUGCCUCCGCCGCGCACUGCUGCUGCUACUGCCUGGCACCCGCCCCGGCAAUAGCACCUGGCUAUCGUGGCUGUGGUGGUGGCCGUGGUUCCAAAACGGCAGUAGCAGCAGCAGCAGCCUGCGGAUGGCUGCAGUAGCGGCCUGCUGCUACUGCCGGCGACUGCUGAGCUGGGACGGCUCAAUCAACGGGGCACUGGGGGCGCUGCCGAUUGAGGUGCUGAUGCACGGCCUGGUGCGGCCGCUGUGUGACCAGAUACGGCUGCGGCGGCGCCUGCUGCUGGCGGCGGUCCACGCCGGACUGCUGCUGGUCUGUGAACUGCGUUUCGCACGUGCCGAGCUGGCGCCGGCGGCGGCGUGCCUGCGCGCCGCCGCGCUGCUGGUGCUGGCGUGCGGCGUGUGCCUGGCGCUGGAGCUGCCGCGCCGCCGGGCGUUCCUGCGCUCACGUGCGGCCCCACGGCCGCAGUAGCGGCUGCGGCAGUAGCUGUUGGGUGUGAGUGCGGGUGCGGGUGCGGGUGCGGGUGCUGCAGCUGCGGGUGCAAGGAAGCGUGCGUGCCGGCGGCGCGAUAGGGCAGGUGCUGCAGCGGAAGGCAGGACUAGCGGCGGCAGUCGCAAACGCGGGCAGAUUGAAUUCCAAUUACAAGCAAGAGCAGAUGGUGGUGAGAAGCAUAGUCCCGAGUGUGAUGGCUAGGAUCCCGGCCCAUAAAUCCCGCCGUCCGGGAGGAGGAGCGGUACACAGCCGCGGCGCGGGGCAAUAGGGUAGCGGCGGUGUUGCGGUGAGAGGCAAGCUGACAGAGGCACGAGCAUUAGCGGCACGUGGUACAGCACUUGCCGUUGGACAGAUUGGUCCGGAGAAUGUGUGAAAAUAAAAUGAAUCCCAUAUUCUGGAAGAGUGAGGGCCUAUUGUAUUGGCGCGACGAGGUAGAGGGGGCUGGUGGGCGCUGCAGGCGCGUCGGCAACGUUUACAGCGCUGUCCCUGAUAUCAUGUGCAUCCAAGGCCGCAAUGGCCGCGGCGCAGCGGUUUAAGCUAUGUAUGCAGUUGUGACGUGUGAGCUGGGUGCUUGUAUGGCUGGCGUCGCGGGGGAUCGGGGCGCAGUCGCAGCCCCUAGGGGAGGCCAGCCGCUGGUCGCAGCUGCACACGGUGGGCACGGCGCGUGCAGGCCUCCCCUGAAUCCGUGUGCUGAGAGCCAUGGCCAAACGCGAAAGAGUAUGUGCGGCCGGGCUGUUUAUUCAAGUUAUUAAUGGAGUUGUCAAAGUGGGUGCCAACAGCGCGUCGAAGCAGUAUUGGGUGCCCGGAGGUCCCUGGUUCGUUGACCAGUGCGAGUACGGAGAAAGGGUGAGACGCGCGCUGGUGGGGCGAGUCUGGCGCAUGGUCGUCGAGUCUGUACGGGAUUGUGCUGCUUCAUGCAUAGUGGAGCCACCGCUGUUGAGCUGUCAUCACAGGUUGCAACAUGGGGCAGUUGCGUCAAUAUGUCCGGUUGAAUGGAGAAACGUAAACGUGGGGGCUGUGCCGCCUGUGCGCGUUCGGACGUUCGGUGGUCUAUGGAGGGCAGGACGGACAGGACGGACACGGAUGGGUGGGACGUAGGGGACGUGGGGCUAGGCUUGUAUCGACGAUGCUUUUUACGAUGGACAACGCGAAGCCGAGAAAGCCAUCUAUGGGGAAGCCGGACAAGACAGAUGAGCCCGUGCGGACUGUUGCAGGGACAGAUUGGACUUGCUGUCCGGAGCAGAGAAGAGGAGCGAGGGGAGAAGCUUGCAUUACUGGAGUCGAAUCUUGGGUUGCACGGUCGGGCGGGGGAAAAGUGGCAGAAGUGCAUGUGGGCCGGUGAGGUGUCAAACGGAUGCGCCCGCGGGAACGGCGCAAGUCCAAAAGUACAGGUGGUCGUCCCACGGGGAUGCGUCGUGGAACAGGCGGCGGUAGCUUGAUGGCCAGCGUGCCCGACGUCGGGUUUAUUCUGUACGUACGCCGAAAGUGUGUGACAGGUCAAACGUGAGUUGCAAUGGUUGGGCCAAGACCGCGCUAG